GCUGCACAUCCAGCCGUUGUUGAGCAGAUAUGCAAUUUCUUCUACUCGGGAUUUCUGAUCUCCGUUGUCAAGCCAGCACUUUUACAGGUUUUACAGGAUGAGCAGGAGAGCGUUGCGGCGGCUACAGUAUAUCUCCAGUUGUGUAUAGAAACAGUCACGGAACCAUCUCUUCUUCGCACCGUGAUUCGAAUGCUUCUGUUGGAGAGAGACGAUGAGCGUCGGUUACUUAUCGAAGUGAUAGUGAGCCGGAUUGCAAGUGGUGAUAAGCUGGGAGUCGCUUCGCUGUCACUUUUGGAUUCCCUUCUGCAAAUUGGAUGUGAAGAUCUUAUGCUA
Messenger RNA from Ostertagia ostertagi, 333 nucleotides. The record is from the annotation of a GenBank genome assembly. NCBI's taxonomy places the organism in Eukaryota, Metazoa, Nematoda, Chromadorea, Rhabditida, Trichostrongylidae.